AUGUUCUUGCUUGGUUUAAAACUUCUAAACAGAAUAUUUCCUGCUCACGAUGCACUUUCUGACCGAGUAGAGAAGACCUUGUAUUAUGGUAGACUCCCCUCAACUGACCGACCCAGCUUACCACUCACACAACUAGCUGUUGAACAGUUCGCUAGUGUUGGUCUAGAGAAGCUGGCGCGACUCGACAUAUCCCGCGCAUCAGACAUGGCUAGAGACGCGUACGCGGGUCCAACAUCCCUCGUCCUCGCGUUGAUCUACCUGGACCGACUUAAGAAACAGAAUCCCGAGUAUCUGAGAACUGUUUCCUCCGCGGACCUGUUCCUUAUCUCCAUGAUGGUUGCGAGUAAGUUCCUUCACGAUGACGGAGAGGAUGACGAAGUGUUUAACGAUGAGUGGGCCAAGAGUGGAAAUAUUGAUAUCAAGGAGUUUAACCGACUUGAAAUAGAGUUCCUCUGCGCUAUAGACUGGAAGGUGAAUGUACCAACUGAUGACUUUGAAUCUGCAUUAAAAAAGAUCGAGAAGGAAAUAUCGUAUCGCGAGGUUAGAUCUCGAGGCUCUGCAACAUAUACUGACCUCUAUGUGCUGAGUGGAAGUACUGGGAUGGACCGAAUGCUACGGCUUCUGACCGCCACCAGCUUAAAGAUUACCGCUGUGUGUAUGGCCGCCUAUGCUGCCAGUAUUUUCACAUUUAUCGGAACAACUGCUCUUAUUAAUCAAACUCCCUUCGGACCAACCUCACUCUCUAACUCUAUCCGAACCCUGAGAACCGGUAAAUCUGUCUCUGAACCUGUACCUGAACCUCAACCUGAAAGGAUUAUGACCGCUGCUGACUUGCUUGCCGCUUCGCUGCUGGUCACCACACUUACCUCCGGGUCCGACGAACCUGAGCUAGAGUUCAACUCAGAGUCUCAGAAACUAAAUCUGUCAAGUGCCUUCAAUCUAGAAUCUCCCAUUGGGGAUUACGGAUCAACUCUUCCAAGGAAUGAUUCCAAGCGGCGUGAUGAUGGAUUUGAACCCCCGGACUGGAUGCUGGAGAAUGCAUUUAUCCAUCACGCCACAGGAAAUAUUAAAUCUGGAUCUGUCGAUACAACCUCAAGGUUCACUAAAGGUCUUUCUGAUGGGCAGAAGGAACCUAUAGGAGAAACUUCCCACUGGUCCCGGUCCAUCCUGGAGAAUCUACUGAGCCGGGACCGUGGAGCUAAUCCUUCUCAGUGUCCCUUCAUGAGCUGGGGAACAUCAUCAUGGUUCCAAACCCAACCGCUUUCUAUUCUUGUUUAACUGUCUAAUUCAAAUAUGUUCCACCACUCACUCGAUAAUUUUUUAUUGUUUACUCAUCCCGUUAAUCCUGAUGCAUUAUAAAUCCCUGACUUCCCCCCCCCCCUCUUUUUAUCUCUUAUAAAUCCCUACGAACUCCUGAGAACAUAUUUGAUAUACUAAUGUUCAAAAUCAAAUUUAACUUGUUAUGAAUUUUUGUUUAUACGUAAAUUGCCAGGAUAAUUGGAAUGUACUGAUUUUUUAAAACAGUCGGAUAUUUUAAUUCCUGUUUUUGUUUAUUUACCCAUUGCCCAAGGAGCAAAAAAUUUAUAUAACCAUAGUAAUGAAUUGAGUUAGAAUAAAAUACCCGCCUUUGAUAUUAAUUAUAACAGAUCAUUUUACUUAAAAAUUUAUUCAGAUGCAAGCUUUUCUCAGGGGUCCAAAUAAUUUCCAUCUCUGGUCCAAAUGGGAUCGGGCUUGAAAGUUCAUUUUUGGAGGGAAAAUACAUUUUUUGUGUCAUUGAGCACUUUAGCUAGAUUUUUGUGUUUGUGUACUACACUUUAUAGAAAUGUGUACUGCAAUUGGGGUUUAAAUGACGUAAAUAUCAGUAAUCAAUAAUAUUGAUUCAGUAUAACAGAUAAAUUAUGAUAAACGGAAAAAUUUACAUUUACAUACAUGGAUUUUUUUCGACAUCUUGACAUCGUACUUACAUUUGUUUACAACAAUAACAUGGUGAAUUGUUCCCAGAAUAUUAAUUUAACAUUUAGAAUAGAAUUAGAUGGCAUAUAUUGGACCCCUGGGCCUUUCUAGAUUUCUAUACCGUGUUUAAAUGGUACUGUAAAUAGUCGGAAAUUUGUGUGGAGUAUCAUACAUCUCGAAAUCCCGGCAUGGUCUGACCACCACGAGAUAUCCCGGCAUGGUCGGACCACCACAAGAUAUCCCGGCAUUGUCUGAUCACCACGAGAUAUUCAGGCAGGGUCUGACCACCACGAGAUAUCCUGGCAGGGUCUGACCACCACGAUUUAUCCCGGCAGGGUCUGACCAUCACGAUUUAUCCCGGCAUGGUCUGAUCACGACGAGAUAUCCCGGCAUGGUCUGAUCACGAGUUAUCUCGGCAGGGUCUGACCACCACGAGAUAUCCCGGCAUGGUCUGACCACCACGAGAUAUCCCGGCAUGGUCUGACCACCACGAGAGAUCCCGGCACGGUCUGACCACCACAAGAGAUCCCGACAUAGUCUUACCACCACGAGAGAUCCCGGCAUGGUCUGACCACCACGAGAGAUCUCGGCACGGUCUGAUCACCACAAGAGAUCCCGGCAUGGUCUGACCACCACGAGAUAUCCCGGCAGGGUCUUACCACCAAGAGAGAUCCCGGCAUGGUCUGACCACCACGAGAGAUCCCGGCAUGGUCUGACCACCACGAGAGAUCCCGACAUGGUCUUACCACCACGAGAUAUUCCGGCAUGGUCUGACCACCACGAGAUAUCCCGGCAUGGUCUGACCACCACGAGAGAUCCCGGCACGGUCUGACCACCACAAGAGAUCCCGACAUAGUCUUACCACCACGAGAGAUCCCGGCAUGGUCUGACCACCACGAGAUAUCCCGGCAGGGUCUGACCAUCACGAGAUAUCGAAGAGGAAUAAAAUGAAGCCAUAGAUCUGCAUAAGAUGGAGAUCAAUACUUGAUCCCGGGAUUUACAAUACAUAAGUUCUGACUUCAGAUCAGAUAAUAAAACCUUCAAAUAACAGGUUUGUAGAAAUAUCUAUCACUAAACGGAAUAGGAAGAGGUUUCCAAGAAAAGCCGACAUUUGUUCUUAAUAGAUUUAUUUUUAUAUUCCGCAUUUUUUUAUUAAGUGUAAAAUAUUAUUGUUAUUCGCUCACUCUAAAUUCGGCAUUAUUCAAUCAUUUUGCUUUGAAAUAAAUAUUUAACCAACCUUAAA
Molecule: messenger RNA, 3196 nt
Organism: Eurytemora carolleeae
Lineage: Eukaryota; Metazoa; Arthropoda; Copepoda; Calanoida; Temoridae
Product: protein CNPPD1
Exons: 3
Coding region: 1-1278 (425 amino acids)
Biological process (GO): regulation of cyclin-dependent protein serine/threonine kinase activity
Cellular component (GO): nucleus; cyclin-dependent protein kinase holoenzyme complex
Molecular function (GO): protein kinase binding; cyclin-dependent protein serine/threonine kinase regulator activity
Source: RefSeq, a predicted model, not a curated record